Messenger RNA from Pelobates cultripes (western spadefoot toad), 579 nucleotides. Lineage: Eukaryota; Metazoa; Chordata; Amphibia; Anura; Pelobatidae. The record is from the annotation of a GenBank genome assembly.
GAUCAGAGAUACACACCAUCCUACUAUCAACAUACCACCAUUUACCAUCUAUCAGGAUCAGAGACACACACCAUCCUACUAUCAACAUACCACCAUUUACCAUCUAUCAGGAUCAGAGAUACACACCAUCCUACUAUCAACAUACCACCAUUUACCAUCUAUCAGGAUCAGAGAUACACACCAUCCUACUAUCAGCAUACCGGCAUUUACUACCUAUCAGGAUCAAAGACACACACCAUCCUACUAUCAGCAUACCGGCAUUUACUACCUAUCAGGAUCAGAGAUACACACCAUCCUACUCUAAGCAUACCCUCAUUUAUCAUCUAUCAGGAUCAGAGAUACACACCAUGCUCCCAUAAGCAUACCGCCAUUUACCACCUAUCAGGAUCAGAGACACACACCAUCCUACUCUCAGCAUACCGCCAUCUACUACCUAUUGGGAUCAGAGAUACACACCAUCCUACUAUCAACAUAGCACCAUUUACCAUCUAUCAGGAUCAGAGACACACACCAUCCUACUAUCAACAUAGCACCAUUUACCAUCUAUCAGGAUCAGAGAUACACACCAUGCUCCUAUAA